AUGGCAAAGAAAAUAUCAAAACACUCAAGAGCAGCAAGAAGAUCAGAACUUGAAAUCGACACAGAAGUCAAGUCUCUAGAGAAUCUACCAAGAGCUGAAAAGACCGAUUUGUCCAAUAUCUUAAUAAGAACAGCAGCAAAAAAUGAAGCACUAUUAGAUGCUAAGAUCCAAAAGAAACAGGAUAGAAAGAAAUUCUUCAAAGAAAAAUACACUAAGAAGGCUUUGGAAAAUAAAUUACUCGCAGCAUUAAAUAAUGAGGAUAAGGACAGAUUAGAACAUGCUCUAAAUAUAACAAAUCGAUUGGAUGGUAAAGUUUCAAAAUCUAUAGCUCGUGCCAAAUAUGUUCAAAAUUCAAGAAAGGCUAAUUGGGAUCAAACUAAUAAGGUUAUAAAAAGAAAAUUGAAAGGUGAUUCUAUCUUGGAUAAGACGGAAAUGAAAAAGAACGAUGAUGACGAAGAGCUAGAUGAUGAACCAUUUGAUGAUGACGAAGAAGAAAACAGAAACAAAAAGACCAUCCCACAAAAUAUGUUUGGUUUAUUAAGCACCGAUGUAGAAGAAUAG
Molecule: messenger RNA, 561 nt
Organism: Maudiozyma barnettii
Lineage: Eukaryota; Fungi; Ascomycota; Saccharomycetes; Saccharomycetales; Saccharomycetaceae
Gene: ECM1
Product: Ecm1p
Exons: 1
Coding region: 1-561 (186 amino acids)
Biological process (GO): ribosomal large subunit export from nucleus
Cellular component (GO): nucleolus; preribosome, large subunit precursor
Source: RefSeq, a predicted model, not a curated record